Morchella importuna is the source of this 990-nucleotide messenger RNA. RefSeq lists its product as uncharacterized. The record is from RefSeq and is a predicted model, not a curated record. Bases 1 to 990 code for a protein of 329 amino acids. Lineage: Eukaryota; Fungi; Ascomycota; Pezizomycetes; Pezizales; Morchellaceae. The transcript has a single exon.
AUGUCAGAUACAAAUUGUGGCCGUCUGAUAUCGGUCCUGGCGUUUUACGUCUUCUCAUGCUCGUGCUUCCGUGAUGCACAGCCUAGAAAACCGAGUCGUGAAAUACGACAUGAAGCGCAAGCACUUUGGCGUGAGGAGAUUGAAUCCGGUCCAAUACCGUCAUUCAUCAAGAACAACAAUCACUGCCGGCAGGCUUCCAGAGGAUCAUCCCGUGUCAAUAGCAAAAACUCUCGGGCUAGUACUCCAUCUUCUGCUAAAGCCACAAGCCGAUGUUCACUGCCGUUAAAACCCGGAGCCGAACCCGAGCCUCUCGAAAACCUCAUUCCUCAAGCCGAAAAACGGAAGCCCCAAAGAAUCACGACUGUGACGGUUUCAGAAUUACCGAAGAUUCAUCCGCCCAUCAAUGAUCGACACCCACCCGUUGUUUCAGCGCUACCAGAGUCGAAGAGUGCUACAGCAUGGAUGACACUUCCACCGCCGCCAGCGCGCGUCAUGAGGGCCAUUAAUAGAGCUACACACUUGGGGAAAAGUAGUCAGCGAGAUGGGACGGACACGGUACUUUGGGGGAAACGGUUGGCAAACUUAGAAAACCGCUCAACGUCACUAAGUAGCUCAAAGGAAAAAUCCGAGGUUACUUUGGUGGAAGACGUAGAGAAAAGUAUUUGGAAAAGGCAUUAUGAGGAUCAAGAUGAAAACUCGGAGGCCAUGCAUCGCACCUUGUCUCAGGAGAUUGGAUCAAAGACGCGGUCGGGAAUACCUUCUCCGGCUUCCGGUGCACAUUCUCGCGCUGAAUAUGGAUGCCGAUACCUAGACCCCAGUUCUGGGGCCACUAAGUCUUACACAUUGACCUACGAUCAAGAGUUUCUGGGCCAGACUCCCCCGCCGUCUGCGACGACAUUUGUCGAAAUAGUUCGAAGGCCACCACCAGCACUGAAGGCGCCUCUUGCAAAACCGGAAAGUCUUAAUGGGUUUGAGGAUAUCUAUAGUUGA